Molecule: messenger RNA, 2514 nt
Organism: Heteronotia binoei (common prickly gecko)
Lineage: Eukaryota; Metazoa; Chordata; Lepidosauria; Squamata; Gekkonidae
Gene: PARP2
Product: poly(ADP-ribose) polymerase 2
Exons: 18
Coding region: 6-2123 (705 amino acids)
Molecular function (GO): zinc ion binding; NAD+ poly-ADP-ribosyltransferase activity
Source: RefSeq, a predicted model, not a curated record
CGGAGAUGGGACGGAAACGGAAGGCCUCCCAAACCCUGGAUGGGGAACCCAGCGCUGCAGGGGCGGAGUUGGAGCUCCGCUGGGAGUGGGAGACCUCGGGCACCGGGUGGCAGCAGUUCCCGGCGGAGCAAAGUGAAGCCCUAAGCCAGGCAGCCAGGGCAGGAAAGCUUUCAGUGGACCUUGGUGAAUCGUCCGUCGACCUGUGUGGGAUGCUGCAGCGCAAUAAGCAGACAGGGGAGGAAACGCGUGUGGCUGCAGCGGUCCGGGCUCAGGACUCUUAUGUCGUGUGGCAGUGGCAAGGGGACCAAGAAGGCGAUUGGCUCCCCUACCCGGCCAAUACCUGCUUGGCCUUGCAGGCAGCCAAGAACGGCCAGGGGAAGCCCACGGUGGAAAUGAUGGUUGGCCGGACCCGCUACAAGUUGGACACGACCCGCAUGGUGCAGAUCAACGCCCGUACUGGAUUUGAGCGCCAGAUGGAAUGCCGGCAGUCUGAUGCUGCAGUGCCCGAAGGAGGAGAAUCUCAAGGCAGCGACAGCUUCUCCGAUCCCAGAGGUCCUGCUGUUGCAAAGAAGGCCCGAAAUGGAGCAGAGACAGCAGCCUGUCCGGGAGAGGGGGAUGGCAAGGGAGAGGCCGUGAAGACGUUGAUCGUGAAGGGGAAAGCUCCCGUGGACCCAGAAUGCACUGCAAAGCUAGGCAAAGCUCACGUUUAUUGUGAAGGAGAGGACACAUACGACGUGAUGUUAAAUCAGACAAAUCUUCAGUUCAACAACAACAAGUACUACCUCAUCCAGUUGUUGGAGGAUGACGGAGCACGAAGCUACAGCGUCUGGAUGCGCUGGGGGCGUGUGGGUAAACAAGGUCAGCAUGCCCUCGUGAGUUGCGCUGGAGACCUGAGUAAGGCCAAAGCCGUUUUCACCAAAAAAUUCUUGGAUAAAACAAAGAAUGAGUGGGCCAAGCGAAAUAACUUUCAGAAGGUUCCAGGCAAAUACGACCUUCUCCACAUGGACUACGAAGCCAGUGAUGCAGGUGAAGAGAAAGCCGCUUCACAGAAGACAGUCUCAUGUCCCAAGCCUGUGUCACAGCUGGAUCCACGGGUGCAGGCCUUGGUGGAACUGAUCUGCAACAUUCGCACCAUGGAGGAGAUGGUGGUGGAGAUGAAGUAUGACACCAAGAAGGCCCCUCUAGGAAAGCUGACGGCUGAACAGAUUAAGGCCGGUUAUCAGUCGCUGCAGAAGGUGGAGGCGUGUCUGAAGAGGAAGCAGACGGGCCGCGCCCUGCUGGAAGCCUGCAAUGAGUUUUACACUCGGGUUCCCCACGAUUUUGGGCUGAAGACUCCCCCACUGAUCAAGUCAGAAGAGGAGUUACAAGAGAAAGCACAGCUGUUAGAAGCCCUCGGCGAGAUCCGCAUUGCCAUCAAGCUGGUGGGGUCAAAGCAGCUGGACCAGGAGCACCCGCUGGACCGGAGCUACCGUGGCCUGAGCUGCCAGCUGCAGCCCUUAGAGCGGGAGGCCUCAGACUUCCAGGUAUUAGAGCGCUACCUGCUGUCCACCCAUGCCCCGACCCACAAGGAUUACACCAUGACCCUCCUGGAGGCCUUCGUCUUGGACAAGGAAAGCUCCGCCUUCCGCUCUGACCUGCCCAACCGGAUGUUGUUGUGGCAUGGAUCCCGCCUGGGAAACUGGGCGGGGAUUUUGAGCCGGGGGCUGCGAGUGGCCCCUCCGGAGGCUCCUGUCACAGGCUACAUGUUUGGGAAAGGGAUCUAUUUUGCCGACAUGUCCUCCAAGAGCGCCAAUUACUGUUUCGCCACCCGUGAGAGAGACGUCGGCCUGCUCUUGCUCUCAGAGGUGGCCUUGGGCGAAUGCAACGAACUGCUGGAGGCAAAUCCUGAAGCGAUGAAUUUGCCACCCAACAAACACAGCACCAAAGGGCUCGGCAAGCUGGCCCCGGCCAACAGCACCACUCUGCAUGGGGCUGCUGUCCCUCUGGGUCCAGUGGAGGAAACAGGCGUGGUGAACCCCAGCGGCUACACCCUGAACUACAAUGAAUUCAUCGUCUAUGACCCUCAGCAGGUGCGGAUGAAGUACCUCCUCAAGGUGCGCUUCAAUUUUACUCAGCUCUGGUGAGCACUGGCAGAGGAUGACCGCCAGAAGGAGGGCAGCUUCUGCCCGCACCGCCUUUCUGAGUCAAGAGGAUCAACCCCUUGCUGCUGAUUUGAUGUUCCUCUGACAUACAGUCCAAGAGCACUCCCGAAGUCCUCUCUUGGAAAGAGAUGGGUUAAAAACGCCACCAAUCGAAGUUCUUGAUCCAAGGUGCUGGACUUGGAAGUGGACUGCUGCUACCGACCGGCUGACAGACACAGGCCCUGUGGGGUGUGUGAGGGCAGAUCAGGAGGCUUGUUUCAAAAAGACUGGAAGGUCUUCUCUUUUGCUCUUGUUUGUUAUGUUCUGAAUAGUUCGUGCGUCAGGGCAAUAUGUUUUUUUUUAAAAAACUUUAAAUAAAAAGUGCUCGCACUGA